This is a messenger RNA of Venustampulla echinocandica, 363 nucleotides long. RefSeq lists its product as uncharacterized. The record is from RefSeq and is a predicted model, not a curated record. The coding region runs from base 1 to 363 and encodes 120 amino acids. Lineage: Eukaryota; Fungi; Ascomycota; Leotiomycetes; Helotiales; Pleuroascaceae. The transcript has 2 exons.
AUGGCAGCCAGCACUAACCCAACCCUCCUCCCACAGAUGGCCUCCAAGCACGCCUCCAACCGCUUCAGCACCUACAGCAUGGCCCCCACCGUGAACACCGUCAAGACAUCGCUGUCCUCGGCGUCAGCACAACAAGAAAUAAAGGACAUCGAGGAGGGCUUCGAGAAGCUCGAGAACAAGAAGCUGCAGAGCCAGCGCUUCGUCCCCACCACGGAGAAGACCGAUAACCUGAGCAAGUUGGCCUUGGGAGCGAAGCUUGAGCGGGCUUUGGAUAGGCGGAUGGGCAGCCAGGAUGCAGUCAUGAGGGUUAGGAACAAGGAGAAGGGAGAGGUCUUGAAUGAGAAGGCUGCCAUAUCUACCUAA